Molecule: messenger RNA, 510 nt
Organism: Triticum turgidum subsp. durum (durum wheat)
Lineage: Eukaryota; Viridiplantae; Streptophyta; Magnoliopsida; Poales; Poaceae
Source: the annotation of a GenBank genome assembly
AUGGCGCAAGGACAAGCAGCACGGGCCACGAGGGAGGCCGUGCCUCCGGUGUCCCGUGUGGCCAUCAUCGGCGGCGGGAUCAGCGGCCUGGCUGCGGCGAAGCAGAUGGCGGCCUACGACCCCGUGGUGUUUGAGGCGACGCCGUCCGUCGGCGGGGUGUGGAAGCACUGUGUCUACCGCACCACGCGGCUGCAGACGCCGCGCCCGGACUACGAGUUCUCCGACUACUCCUGGAAGAACCGCGACGACCCGUCGUUCCCGACCCACACCGAGAUCGUCGACUACCUCGAGGGCUACGCCGACGAGUUCGACCUCUGGCGCUACAUCUCGUUUGAGUCCAAGGUGGUGGACAUCAAAUUGCUCGGCGGCGCCGAGGCCGGGUUCACCGAGCUGUGGAGCGGCACCGGCAAGGCUCCGCUCCGGGGCAAGCCCAUGUGGGAGGUCGGCAUCGUCACCGGCGACUCCAACACCGUUCAGGUACCAAUUAUUACAAGUUCGAGUUCGUGGUGA